UAUUUUGAAAGUCUCCGUGGUUCAAACCGGAAGUGGUGUGUCGAGCUCGGCUAGCUUUGAUCAGCUGUGAUUCUGCUGUCUGUGUUUACAGUUUGGUGUUAUUAGAGGAGUUUGGAAACACCGUCCUGGGUUUUAUUGCUUGAAUUCAUCAUCAUGAAGCUGCGUGUUCGUCUCCUGCAUCAGACCAGCCAAGUGAAGUUAUCAGGAGAAGAACCCAGUUUGAAAAAGCUCACAGAUCUCAUCAGGGAGAAACUUCUGUCCUCUCAGGGACUCAGUGCAGACACAGAGUUCAGUUUGUCUCUAAGAGGCUCAGAGCUUCUAACAGACUCAGGACAGACUCUGUCGUCUUGCGGCAUCGUGUCCGGGGAUUUGAUCCGUGUCGUCCUGCCUGAGUCUGCAGUCGCCAGCUCCACCAGCAACACCAACUGUACCAACAACACCAACUCCACCUCUUCAGAGUGUGCCAACACAACCAACACAGCAACCAGCAGCACAGAGACCCAGAGGAACACCAGACAGACAGCAGCCAUGACCUCCAGCCAGCCCAGCAGCAGCAGCAGCCUCCCUGCAGAGUCGUCAGACUCUGAGGGCCCUGGUGAGGCUGUGUCCUCUGGUUCUUCAUCCUUCAGCUGGGAGCCGAUGCUGUGCAGCGAGGCAGAGGAGGGUCAGGCUCCUCUCUUACUCGAGAUCCUUUACCAGUCGGCUCAGACAAAGAGUCCCAAUGACGCCAUCAUGGUGGCCGGACACCUGCUGAUGUUAGAGACCGGGUUCAUUCCUCAGGGCAGUGAGCUGAUGUCAGGUGAGAUGCCUGCAGGGUGGAGGUCAGCCGGUGGAGUGUACAGACUGCAGUACUCUCAUCCUCUGUGUGAGAACAGUCUGGUCUCUGUGCUGGCGGUGUGUAUGAGCCCCGUGCUCGUCAUCAACGCGACUCUGAAGGUGAACAAAAGCGUUGACACAAUCCCCAAACUGACCCUGAACCCCUGCAGCUACAUGACCAACCUUUGCCCAGGAGAAAGUGCUGCUGCUGCUUUUAAAGAUCUAAAGAAACUGUCCCGGAUCUUCAAAGACCAGCUGGCGUACCCACUGAUCGCUUCAGCCAGAGCAGCGAUGUCUCUGCCCGUGGCGUUCGGUCUGGCGGCUCUUCCCGCGGAGCUCACCCUCAGAGUCCUCAGACUGCUGGACGUGGUCUCUGUGGUCAGACUGUCUUCAGUCUGCAAACACUUUAACAACGCCACAGCUGACUCUAUGCUGUGGAAACACCUGCACCGCAGAGACUUCAAAGAUUCACAUCCAGGAAGACACAGAGACACAAACUGGAAAAAGCUCUAUAAACACUCCUACAAACGUCUCUUUUCCCGCCGUCGUGUCCUCUCCUUCCCAUCCACCUGGACCACAGACUUCCUUCUCCCCCCCCCUUUCCCCGUCGCCUCUCCACUGCCCAGCAUCACCGGAGUACGGUACGACCAGAGACACAGCCUCCCUCGGCUUCGCUUCAGCCCCAUCAGCCCACUCCGAGAUCCGGAAAGACGGUCUCAGACUGUCCGCCGCCUAAAACCUCUCUAGACGUACUGCGAGGCUUCAUCUGAUUCUUCUUCUGCAGAAAUAAAACUGACCUGAACCAGAA
This is a messenger RNA of Notolabrus celidotus (New Zealand spotty), 1624 nucleotides long. It is a transcript of the gene fbxo7, whose product is annotated as F-box protein 7. The transcript has 11 exons. Gene Ontology annotation, molecular function: protein kinase binding. Lineage: Eukaryota; Metazoa; Chordata; Actinopteri; Labriformes; Labridae. The record is from RefSeq and is a predicted model, not a curated record. Gene Ontology annotation, biological process: positive regulation of autophagy of mitochondrion; autophagy of mitochondrion. The coding region runs from base 154 to 1563 and encodes 469 amino acids.